ACUUGAAUCUUAACGUUUGAACUAUCUCUGAUUAGGUGGCCCCCUAGCCGACACUCUGCAAGAAGUGAGGGUCCCAAUCGUGGGAAACAAUGAGUGCACAUGUGCCUACUACGAUCUCACAGACAACAUGAUCUGUGCUGGGUUAAGAGCUGGAGGGAAGGAUUCAUGUCAGGGAGACUCAGGUGGACCAAUGAUGAUCAAAAAGGGUUCAGUCUGGAUCCAGAGUGGCGUCGUGAGUUUUGGAGAAGGCUGUGCCGCGCCAAAGUUUCCUGGAGUUUACGCCCGUGUGUCCCAGUACGAAGACUGGAUCAAAAAUCACACUGGCUCUAGCAAACCAGGCUUUGUUGACUACAUGUCCCAGGAGGUUGAUAGCGACUUGGACUUUGUCUGUCCCACCGCCGAUCCCACAACCCAAUACCCCUAUCCCACAACCCAAUACCCCUAUGCCACCACCCAACACCCCCAAACCACCGAUGACGGCAGUGUGUUUGGCAGUGGUGAGAGAGUGAUCUCCUCACUCGGUCUUCUCCUUAUGUCUCUCUAUGUGCUGGUCGGAGGCAUAUAAACAUGGAGAUGUUGAAGUAAGACAAGUUUAGGGUUUCUGUGCCCAAAUGGCUCAUUCACUUGAUUAGAUAUGAGCCCUCAUUGAUUUAUCUACUUCUUUGCCUUUAAUUUAAGUGUAAAGCUAAUCUUGAUUCAAUUUCUGGUGGAAAGGCAAUCAUUUUAUAACAUAAAUGGAGACGAGUGGAUUGAUGUAAAGUUUGGGAAAAAGAUCAAUGACUUUGCAUUCUCCUGUAAAGAAAUGUUUUUCCAGAUAUAACGUAAUAAAAACUAAAUAAAUCAGA
This is a messenger RNA of Notothenia coriiceps (black rockcod), 845 nucleotides long. Its product is annotated as prostasin-like. Bases 128 to 565 code for a protein of 145 amino acids. NCBI's taxonomy places the organism in Eukaryota, Metazoa, Chordata, Actinopteri, Perciformes, Nototheniidae. The record is from RefSeq and is a predicted model, not a curated record. Gene Ontology annotation, biological process: proteolysis. Gene Ontology annotation, molecular function: serine-type endopeptidase activity. The transcript is spliced from 2 exons.